Daucus carota subsp. sativus is the source of this 4049-nucleotide messenger RNA. RefSeq lists its product as uncharacterized. The coding region runs from base 260 to 3766 and encodes 1168 amino acids. The record is from RefSeq and is a predicted model, not a curated record. NCBI's taxonomy places the organism in Eukaryota, Viridiplantae, Streptophyta, Magnoliopsida, Apiales, Apiaceae. The transcript is spliced from 22 exons.
UUCAAUUUCCAAAGAUUUGUUUCCAAAAACACUGAAAACUAAAUGGAAACCAUUAAAACCGCAGCUUCCCAAUAAAACAAAUCGACAAAUUCAAAUUUAAAUCUUCCGCGCUUUCUCUUCCUCUUUACCAUUCUCUCAACUCUAUAAAUACCCGCUCAAAACUUCUCAUCCUCUUUACCAUUCUCUCAACUAUCAUAAAUCUGUAUCUCGAUCUAUACAUACACACGUUUGUAUCACACACGAUAAGAUAUUGAACACUAUGGAUUUUCAUUGCCUUGCGCGAAAAGAUCUCCAAACUCUGUGCAAAAUGAACAAAAUUCCGGCCAAUAGAACUAACGUCGCCAUGGCGGAAGCUCUCAGUUCUCUGAAUAUCGUGAAAGGAAUCGAGAAGUACUGUAAAUCAACCGAGUCAUCAGCAGCGGGAUCAUCGGUGGAGUCACCGGAGAAGAACGUUGUGACAUCCCCAAAGACUAUUGGAAGGCGAAAACAAGUAACAGCUACACCAGUCACUCGUCGAAAGAAAAGAGUUUCUCCUGUGAAAACUUUGCAAAGAGUUUAUAACACGAGGCUGUCUGCUAAGCUGUUGAAGAAGGAAAAAGUGGAGUCGGAAAAAAAAGAGUGUUUAGAAGCACUUAAAUUUAAUUCGGAUUGUGAAGUUGUAUCUGAUUGUGAUCUCGGUGAGGUUUUGGAGGAUAAAAGUGUUCCAGGCUGUGAUAAUGUAGGAGAAAAUUUGUCCGUGCCUGAAAUUGAACAGCAAAAUAUGUCUGUGUUGUGGACAAAUGCCAGUGAAGAUCUGGAUUUGAAGGAAUCGUCUGCAACAGAAAUGAAAUCUGUUCCGCUGCAAAACAGUGAUUAUGGGUUUAGAAGUUUAAAGAAGCCAAACGACAAAGAUAUGGUGGUAUUAGAAGUGCCAUUUUGUGAAAAGAACGAUGAUGUUGGGGUUGGUUUAAUUUUCUCUGAAGUACAUGCUGAAGUGAUACCAAAUGAAGUUAAAGUGUUCCAAAAAGAUGCUAAUAAGGCUGAGACGCCGGUCAGUGAAAGGAAAGAUGCUAUACCAAAUUUAUCCCCGCAAGAGAAGGGGUCUCUUGAUGUUGGAUUUUCAUAUUCGAAAAAUGAACUCGGAAGGGGGACUUCACGGAGGGGAAAUGGUGAGAAUUUGAAUGCUCAGGUUACUGCUAUAACAGAUAUGAAUGAUGAUACUGGAGUUGGUUUAAUUCACUCUCAAACAGAUGCUGAAGUGAUACCUAGUAAGGUUGAAGUGUUCCAAAUAGAAGCUAAUAAGCCUGAGACGCCAAUCAAUGAAAGGAAAGAUGCUAUACCAAAUUUAUCCCCGCAAGAGAAGAUGUCUGUUGAUGUUGGAUAUUCUUAUUCGAGAGAUGAAUCUAAAAGGAGGGCUUCACCGAGGGGAAAUGGUGAGAAUUUGAGUGCUCGGAUUACUGCUGUAACAGAUAUGAAUGGGUCUGAUUAUAUGGGAGUUGAUUCCUCUUAUGAAAUUGAAAAAGUAAGGGGGUCUCUGAACUCGAAAUAUGCUGAUAGAGAUCUGGAUUCAAAGCACACAGCUGCAGAGAAUAUGAAAUGCAAACAGUUAGAAAACAAUGUUGAAGGGUUUCAGAUUUUGAAAAUGCCAAGCUGUAACACUAUGGUGGUAGUAGACGUGCCUCUUUAUAAAAAAAAAGAUGAUGCUGGAAUUGAUUUAUGUAACUCUGAAACAGCUGAUAUUACUAAAGUGAUGCUAAAUGAGGUUGAGACGCCAACCAGUGAAAUGAAAGCUGCUAUACCAAUUUUAUCCCUGCAAGAGAAGGGGUCUGUUGAUGUUGGAUUUUCAUUCCUGACAAACGAAGUUCAAAGUGGGAAUUCAAAGAGGGGAAGUAGUGACCAUUUGGAUGCUCAGUUUAGUGCUUUGACAGAUAUGAUAGCAGGAGACUUGAGUAGCAAGGGUAAAUUUCAUCUUUCUGAAAUUGAACAAUUAAGUGAGUCUCCAAACUCAAAAUAUGCUGAUAAAAAGCUGGAUUUUAAGGACACAGAUGAUACAAAUUUGAAAUCUGAAUUCCUUACCAACAAGGGGUCUUGUAAUGUUGAAGCUGAUUCAUCUGUCCUGGAUAUUGAACAGCAAAUUGAGUCUUUGAAGUUUAAAAAUGCUAUUGAAGAUGUGGAUGCAAAGGAAUUAGCUGCUAAAUAUUUGGAAUCCAUUGUGUUAAAAAUGAACGUUGAUGGCUCUAAAAUGGAUGCUGUAGAUGUUCUAGAGGAGAUACCAUGCCGCGAACAUAUGGUGGUCGUAGACCCACUGCACCAUAAAACGAAGGAUGUAGAUGAUGUUGAUUUCUCACCCCGUGAAAUUGAAAUCACAACAGAAGUACGAGCCAAUGAGGCUAAAUUUUUGCCGAAGGGUACAGAAAACGCAGAAGUAAAGACUCCAAUCCAGAGAGCCAAGGUUACCGAAAAGGUUUUUUCACCAAAAGAGAACGACUCCUUUCCAGGGCCUGAUGAAGUUGGAGUUCAUUUUUCCUUCUCUGAAGGGUCUGAUGAUGUUGAGCUACAUUUUUACGUUUUAGAAGCUGAUAAAAACAUGGAUGCUGCAGUUAAUUUUUCAACAGAAAGCUAUGAAAGAGAGAGUCUGAAAGAGCAUUUGAACAUGGAGAGCUGUGAAAAAGUCGGCUUCGGUGAAGGGGUGCAUGAUUUAAUGAUCCAGCCAAAGUCAGAGAAAGUUAUGUUGGAGUGUUUGUCCUCCGGUGUGGACAAUUCUGUAGAUGGAGAGAAUUUUGAUAACAGUGUAAAAAUUCUGGAGGAUAUAAGUUGCAAUUCAGAAUCAGGUGCGGCCUAUGGUGAUGUCAAAGGACUUGCAUCUCAGGAGGAGAUAAGUUGCCAAGCAAUUGCCUGUGGUCCACCUAUAUGCUCAGAAAGUAGUGAAAGACUUGAAAACUCAAUUCACAACAAUUCUGAUGAUGAUACUUCCAUUGAUACAGAAUUCUUUCAACACAAUGCUUAUUCCAAGCAAUCGGACAGCAGUAGAAAAUCUUCUGAAAUUUACAGCUCUGAUGGUGCUUUCAAAUAUGCUGAUAAAUUAGAGAUGAAAGGCUCCGUCAAGGCAACUAAUGAUUUUUCUGGCAGAGUACUAUCUGUUGAUGAAAUGGGUGAUAAAGAUAGUUUUUCUGAUGAUCCAGAAAGCAACUCAAAAACAUUUGACAACAGUUCUUGUGAUACCGAAGCUGAAUCUUACUUCCUAGAAUAUGCGAUUUCUUCCAAGCAGCAGAACAGAAAGAGAGAAUCUACAGCCUCCCAAAUUUUUGACAGCAGUUGUACAAGAGAACCAGCGGAUCAGUCUGAAAUGCCAGAGUCAUUUGAUUCAUCUAUUGGCUACUCUAGUGAAAUAGCAAGUUCCAAUCAACUUUCUGCAAAAUCUAUAUCCAAGGAAUCAAGAUUACCUGUUGCAAGUGAUAUUUCUUCUUGUUGUUCAGGAAUCAAGAAAUUGAGCUUUGAUGCGAGUCCAAAAGCGUCAGAAGCUAAGUCUCCCUGUUUCUUGAAGCUAGGUGGACAGAUGUGCCCCUCGUCAGCACCGCCAAGUUUACAGUCCCGGAGAACCAAGAUUCAUUUGAGGGAGCAACCCCUGCUUUUAGCAGAUCAUCCAUUUACUGAAAAGGUCUUAUCCAGCUAUAUGCUAUCAUCGGGACCAUGUCAAUUUGCCAAUAUGUCCAAUUACAUGCCACUGUCUAAGGUGGAUAGCAAUGUUUUAGAUGACAAGGAAAAUAUCGAACAAAAUGAUAUUUAGGUGAAGCUUACACAAGAGAAGGCAUGCAAUAGUAAGGAUGCAGUUGUUAUCUCUGAGAAUCAUGAAGUUUAGGUGAAAUUUUGAGGAUUCCUUAAUAUGGUGAACUUCGACAUUGAGACGCUGAGUUUGAACUAGAAUAUGGGCUUGCUUCCUGCAGUUUUUGUUAGUUAUCUUUUGCUUUAGUUUGUCUAAGAUAUAAUGGUGAUUUGCAUUUUGAUGGAUUUCUUCAUUUUGUCAAGUUUUGGAGAUUUAUAAUAUGAAUGAUUUAUGUUCUCUUAAUUCU